Molecule: messenger RNA, 936 nt
Organism: Diaporthe citri
Lineage: Eukaryota; Fungi; Ascomycota; Sordariomycetes; Diaporthales; Diaporthaceae
Exons: 3
Coding region: 1-936 (311 amino acids)
Cellular component (GO): membrane
Molecular function (GO): palmitoyl-(protein) hydrolase activity
Source: RefSeq, a predicted model, not a curated record
AUGCGCCGGUCCGUGACCGACGACCGAAGGCGCGACCUGAGGCACUUCGCUAAUCUGAUCGCGUCCAAGGGCGUUGCUGCUGUGCUCACCUCCCUCCUCUACUUCAAACAAAAGGCUCUUAUCUAUCCCUCGCACAUGCCACCGAAUGCCCGAACAGAUGUCCCCCGACCCUCGCAGUUUGGCAUACAAGACUUCGAAGACUUGAUGAUACCCACCAGCGAUGGUGAAAAGCUGUCCGCCUUCUACAUGCGCGGCCCGCGUCAUGGCCGCAACUCCAAGGUCACCGUGUUGAUGUUCCACGGGAACGCUGGCAACAUAGGGCACCGUCUACCCAUCGCUCGCAUGCUCAUCAGUCUCACGGGCUGCAACGUUUUCAUGCUCGAGUACCGAGGCUAUGGUCUGUCCACGGGCGAGCCGGGCGAGUCUGGAAUAUGUCUUGACGCGCAAACCGCUCUCGACUACUUGCGCGACCGGGCGGAGACGAGUGACCACAAGCUGGUCAUCUAUGGGCAGAGCCUGGGCGGGGCUGUGAGCAUCAAGCUCGUGGCGGACAACCAGAAAGAAGGCGACAUUGCUGGCUUGAUAUUGGAGAACACCUUCCUCUCUAUGCGCAAGCUCAUACCAUCCGUCCUGCCCCCUGCGAAGUACAUGUCGCUUCUAUGCCACCAAGUCUGGCCCAGCGACUCUAUAAUACCCAACAUCACGAAAAUACCCAUCCUGUUCCUGUCCGGCCUGCAGGAUGAGAUCGUCCCACCAAAUCACAUGCGCAAGCUCUACGAGUUAUCGCAAGCACCCAACAAGAUCUUCAAGCCGCUACCCGGUGGCGACCACAACUCGAGCGUGCUCGAGGAAGGUUACUUCGAGUCCAUAUCGGACUUUAUCGCAUCCAUCACCCAGGAAUAUCCCACCACGCCACCCGAGAAGAGUCGAAUGUAG